Molecule: messenger RNA, 616 nt
Organism: Acanthisitta chloris (rifleman)
Lineage: Eukaryota; Metazoa; Chordata; Aves; Passeriformes; Acanthisittidae
Gene: SMIM20
Product: small integral membrane protein 20
Exons: 4
Coding region: 1-204 (67 amino acids)
Biological process (GO): mitochondrial respiratory chain complex IV assembly
Cellular component (GO): mitochondrial inner membrane
Source: RefSeq, a predicted model, not a curated record
AUGGCGCCGUUGUCUCGUACCGUUGGUAUCUUCGGUGCUUUCGUGUUCGUGGUGGGAGUUGCGUUUUAUCCCAUUUAUUUUCGGCCGCUGAUGCUGCCUGAGGAGUACAAGAGAGAACAGUCAAUAAACCGAGCUGGUAUUGUUCAAGAGGAUAUUCAGCCUGGAGGGUUAAAAGUGUGGUCUGAUCCAUUUGGAAGAAAGUAAUGUUGGCAGCUGAGCGUGUUGCAGAACUGAAGAUGGACAUCUUCAGCUGUUCCUUCUUUCACUGAAGUGUGUUUUGGGUGUUGCUGGAGAAGAAUUCUGAAUAUGCUGUGUGGCCACCUGAGGAGCAAUAAAGGCUACUGAUUGGAAUCCCAAGAGAUAAAAACAUGCUGAUUUUGACAGAGGAUGCUGGUGCAUAACUCACAGACUGUUAGAGAGCUGAAUGAUUCUUGAGUAUAGAAGUGAAAUAUGUAUUUCCUUGAGAACAGGGAAGAGGAUUUUUUUCUAAUCUGUAGACACUUGUAGAAUAAAUUAUGAAUAGAAUAAAUCAUGCAAACGGCUGCAGUCUCCUCACUAGUUUAAGAAAGAUACAACAUGGUGAGUGUAAACUUGUACAUUAAAAUUUUUAAACCAA